This is a messenger RNA of Paraglomus occultum, 2141 nucleotides long. The record is from the annotation of a GenBank genome assembly. Lineage: Eukaryota; Fungi; Glomeromycota; Glomeromycetes; Paraglomerales; Paraglomeraceae.
AUGAACAAUUCACAGUAUAUUACCUUCUUGAGCGCUGCAAAAGCAUUCCUUAGUACUGACCCAACCAUUGAUACAACGAUCGCCUACGCAAAUAGUCUACAAAUAAAUUUAAAUAUUGAUUAUACUCGUUUGCAUACAUACAAACCCACAAAUAUCACGACGGAUAGUGGCGCUAACCUGUUCCUCCCUAAAGAAUUCAAACAUUUUGUCUGUGGUGAAUCAACCGCUAAUGGGUCCUGCUUAUACAAUUCCGCUUCCAUCAUUCUACAAGGUGACGAAUCAUUGAGUUUAGCAUUGCGCGCAGGCACAGUCUCGGAAUUAAUGAUGAAUGCUGAAUAUUAUCUCCAACUUGAGCCGUUUCAACGAGACUGGGCCUGGUCUGAUGUAGCAAUACGGACACAUUUUCAGAGAGAUGACCGAUAUAUCAAGGCUGCAUAUUAUAAAGCUGAAAUAAAAGCUAUGUGCUCAAUAAACUCAUACUCACCGCUGUUGGCCAUCUACGGUUUAUCAGAAUACAUCCAGCAUCCAGUUUAUUCCAUUUUCCCUGAUAUUGGUAAUAAUAGCGACCUACGGAGGAUAUACAAUCAGAAAAUUUUGCCUCGAUCUCAGUCUGCUGACAUUGUUGACAUUCCUCCGCUCCAUAUAAUGUGGGUGAAUAUUGGGGUUCGUACAGCAAAAGAUUUCGAGCAAUGGUGUAAAGGACCGCUGCCACAUACAAAUCACUUCGUUCCCGUUUUCAACCCACCGUUAAUCGAAAAUCCAGAUUUGAUUGUCACUCCAAUUCCACGUCAACAGCAACAUUUACCUCUCAGCAAGGAUUCAAAGGAAAGUCCAGCAGUUGAUGAACAUAACAUAGAACAACGUAAUUAUGUAGGAGCGUUAAUGGCAGGAAUAGAUCCAACAUUACGAUUAAACACCAAAACAGGAGAUAAAUGCGUAACUUACGAACCUGCUAAGAAUACGGUAUGUUUACUUACACGGGAAGAGAUCUUGCAGAAAUUAGUCUAUUUCGAUCUUUUUCAAAACAUGUACUGUUGGCGUGUAUCGUCCAUCUCGCACACAUGGUUAAUAAACAUAUUGCAGAAAGAGCCAAGUUUUCCAGCACAAGUGGCUCCUGUCAUCAGUCGAACGAGAGAAAACAGAAAAACUCUCACAAAAUACUUCUACUGUGCAGGGUGUGUUAUCUCUACAAAAUCGAGUGGGAAAUUCAAUAUUUCAGUAAAAGAAUUAGCUACUGAACAAUCAUAUGUACAGUUGAACGUUAUUUUCUCAAAGGAUCAGUGUACCUGCACACAUCUUAUUGGUGUCACUUAUGGCCAAACUCGGGGACUCUCUAGACAGCUUCUCAAUGCGGAAGAAAAUCUCCCGCGGCAAAUGCAAUCAAAAGCUCUGUCAGGGUUAACACCAGAAAGAAUACUUACUGGAAACCGCCAACAUGUUCCAACCGCCAAAGCCGCCAAACAAUUACGGUACUCUACAAAUCCAAGUAAAGAGUACAGUAUUGCAGAACGAUUUAUAGAUGCAAUACAAAAAAUUAAUGAGAAGGAAAAAGCCGAUUUCAUUGCAAAAAAUGGAGCUGAUGCAGCCCGAAACAGACUAUUAACUGGACACAUACAAAAGCCAUUGCAACUUGACCCGCUUGCAGUAAAUCUAUAUAAUGAAGCAUCGAUACAGUAUUGCCAUCAUUUUGCACAAAAUAAUCCCGGUUUGUUCAUAGACUACACAGGUUUAAUGAUACGUGACGUAUUCAAACUUCUACGAGAAAAGCCAGCGGAAGUUGAAGAAAGAACAAAAAAAGUUCUCAAUGCUAUGUUGACAAUACCUUCUGCAGAUUCCACAACAGAUGGCAUAGCACCACCAGUGCUGGCAGCUGAAUUUAUCACGACAGACUUGUCAGCUGAACAUUUGACAACUGCUCUACAUUAUUUCCGUAGACAAGAAUAUGAGAUGUUCCGGUCAAACACGGUGCCUUAUUUAGUACAAUCGGAUUGUGCACGUGGAAUACUUCGUGCCACCCUUGCAGAAUACAAUGAUGAAUCUCCCAAUGAAUAUUUACAACGACUUACCAUGGAUGCCAUUGAGAACAAGGAAUCAGAUCCAAGGAAAGUCAUUAUUGCUUGGUGUUAUGCACACUGUACAAG